AUGCGCACAUGCUUGGAGGAAAGGAGCCCGGGCACGGCCUCUGACUCACAACCGAGACCCUCACGGCUGCAAGGACAGAGGGAGGGGGCACCCGGGUCGCCCCCCUCUGGCACAGGCGCUGGGCAAGGCAGAGCCGCACUUCCUCCCCUGCCGCCCCGCCCGCGCGCCCCGCCGAUUGGCUCGGGGCGAGAAGAGCGGCGGAGCCACCGCCUUGCAGCCGGGCCCGGGAGUCGGGGAGCCGGCCGGGCCGCCGCGAUGAGGACGGCCGUGGUGCUGCUGCCGGCGCUGGCCGCGCUGGGCGCCUACUACGUGUACCUGCCGCUGCCCGGCACCAUGUCGGAGCCCUGGAAGCUCAUGCUCAUGGAUGCUUCUUUCCGGGCCAUCCAGGAGACGUGCAACCUGGUUCACUAUCUAAGACUCAGCCAUCACUUGACAGUUCUGAAUUAUGUGAUUGGUGUCUUUGACAAAUUGGAGACCCCAUCCUCUGAACUGGUGAAGAUCAAAGAUACCCAGUUUGAUGGAGUAGAAGUCAGAGUGUUUGAACCUUCCAAGAAGGAGGACAAGGCACUAAGGCGCAGCGUGGUUUACAUCCAUGGUGGAGGUUGGGCCUUGGCAAGUGCAAGAGCAAGCUCCUAUAACAAUCUCUGUAAAAUCAUGACAGAAUCUCUGAAGGCUGUAAUUGUGUCAAUUGAAUACAGGCUGGUCCCAAAGGUUCAUUUCCCUGAGCCAUUCAACGAUGCUUUCCGUGCAGCUAAGCAUUUUUUGCAGCCUGAUGUCCUAGCGAAAUACUCGGUUGACCCAGGUCGAAUUGCAAUAUCUGGUGAUAGCGCAGGAGGGAAUUUGGCUGCUGCUGUGUGCCAGCAGCUGAGUCAAGACACCAGUGUAACUAACAAACCAAAACUGCAGGCUUUGAUUUAUCCAGUCCUUCAGGCGUUAGAUUUUAACACCCCUUCGUACAGACAGAACGUGAAUAUGCCUGUUCUUCCCCGAUUUGUCAUGAUAAAGUUCUGGAUAGACUAUUUCAAUGGUAAUCCUGACUUUGCCCACUCGAUGGUAAUUAACAAUCAUACUGCCCUAGAUGUGAGCCAGGCUGUUCCUUACAAGGGACAUCUGAACUGGAGCUCUCUCCUCCCUUCAGUAUUCAAAAAGAACUACAAGCCUGUAAUACAAACCACAGGGAAGGCUGAAAUCCUCCAGGAAAUACCUGAACUACUUGAUAUACGUGCAACUCCAUUGCUAGCAGAAAAAGAAAUUUUGCAACUACAACCAAAGACUUACAUCCUGACAUGUGAGAAUGACGUCCUUAGAGAUGAUGGGGUAAUGUAUGCAAAACGGUUAGAGAACGCUGGCGUGGAGGUCACACUGGAUCAUUUUGAAGACUGCUUUCAUGGCUGCAUGAUCUUCACUGUCUGGCCUACUGAUUUCUCUGCAGGACUUCAGACCAGGGAGAGCUACAUGAAGUGGCUUGAUCAAAACCUUUGAAGGAAGAGAAAUUAUCUCUAGAAAGCACAAAGUGUUCUAUCUAAAGCCCACUGUUUCCAAAAAAAAAUGUGCACUUUUACUCUGACAUCAUCCAUUCAAGAUUGCGUCAUAGCCUAUAUUUUGUGUACCACUAACUGCUUGGUUCAUUAGCUUGAAUAGCCUUGACAGGCAUAGCAAUUUGUAAAAUGCUUUUUUUAAAAAGCUAGUCUAUGUGAGUAUCAGGUGGUGCCUUAAUUGCUGCCACAAUGAAUAAAUCCUGAGCAGGUGUAAGCAAGUACAUCAGUAUUCCUGAAACUUAAUUCUGAAAAUUCCUGAAACAGAAUUUUCAAGUCAGGAUACCUGCCUACUAUUAGACAAAGACCACAGUUUUCAAAGUGGAGUCACUACCAUUAGCCAUCUCAAUCUUUAUUUAGGCACUUAACUAGGAAAAGCCUACUUUUCAGACUGGCUGAGCUUGACUGAAGAAGGCAAGGGAUGCUGUGGGUGCCCCUCCACCUUGAAAAAUGGGCCAGUGGUGAAGGUGCUCAACAGUGAAUUUAGGCACUGGCCUUUAAGGAUAUAGACUUACUGUUAUUUAUUAAUUUUUUAAAUUCCAAUUUUGAGGCAGUUGAAAGGCAAGCUUCUUAGCCAAAAAUGGAAACUGCUUUGGAAUUUGGCCCUUAUUAUGAUAGUUCCUUUAAACCAACACAGGGUUAAAUAGCUUUUAAAAAGGAAGUAGCAUAGGGAAGUCCUUCUGUUGGUUUUAAGAGAGAUAACAUGGGGCCUAUAAGGCACACUGUUGUAAAACAGUGAUAGUGUGCCACAGUUGAGAUCCUUUCAAGGGUACCACACAACCUUAACACUGUUAGGUGUGCAAACAUGAUUCACAAGACAAACUGAGAGAUUUCAAACAGGAAUCCAAAGUGUUAAAAUCAUCUGACCUGUUAUGGUUUUUCUGAGUCCUUUUGCAACAGAAAACUGAUCUACUAUUUUUCCAUUAAAAUAAAAAACAAGUGAAAACUAAGAACUGGCAUUUUCCAAGGGGUGCCUCAUAUCUAAACGGGUGGGAGCCACUGCUGUAAAGGCUUACACAAAGCACUUUAUGCAAACAAAAUAACCACCCUAAAGUCCACACAGGUAAAAAACAGUCAAAAGGCACCACCAGUGUCUUGCCACUACAAUGGGAGUAGGUAUUAGUUAUCAGAUUAGGUGUAGACUAGAUCUUACAUGAAUUUACCACUUUACAGUUGCAUUUUUGGCUAACUGCCCUGCCUGUGUCUCACUUUAGAGCCUUUUCAAUUUUAUGACCACUUUAAAGAAAAUAUGAAGCGUUCUAAAAAUAACUCCUGUGGUUUGCACUAGUGUUUGUAUUUAAUGUUAGCAAUUUUUGUUCGUUGAGUCUCUGCUGUGCUUGUAGCUUCCAGUCCAUUGUCUUCCAUGCUUGCUGGAAGUAAGCAAGCAAAAUCACAAGAACUAGGCUUGAAUCUGCAAUCUAGAUCCAGCCUGGAACUCUGCUGCAUCUCUUCCUACCAUGGACCGAAUCCAAAUCUCAGAAAGGAAUAGCCUUGGCUAUUAUGGAAAAUAACUGGAGAGCCAUGACUUGAACUUGUAAGACAAGGAAAUGGAAGCUACUUACAACAGUGUUUAUGGAAAUAACUGGAGAGUCAUGAUUGAACUUGUAAGACAAGGAAAUAGAAGCUACUUAUAACAGUGUUUAUUCUGCAUAAUGUUUAUUACAUGCAAAAAAAAAAAAAAGUUUGAGCAAAAGCCAGGAACUAUUAGGAUGAAGGGAGAAAUGAGUCUUGUAAUAAAAGCAGGGCUGUGGGAUUUGAGAUCUGGGUUGAAUUCCCAGCUUUGCCAGAGACUUCCUGUGUGACCUUGGGCAAAUCAUGUAAUCUCUGUGUGCCUCUGUUUCUUCUCCUGUAUGCGGGAGUAAGUACAUGGCUACCUCACCAGGAUAUUGUGAACAGUAAUUCACAGAUAUCACUGAAGCUCUCUGAUAUGGUACAGAUCAGAGAUGGCAUAGAAAGAGCUGAAUUUUCACCUCUCUCCAGUUUAUUUUAUUGUCUGGUCCCAUGCUGCUUUGUGCCAUUCAGUUACCUGUGCUUUGUUGAGGGCAACUUAAUUUUUUGGUUCAUUCUCUAAGGGUGCAUCUAUAUGUGCCAACUUAAGGUGCUUUAGCCCAAUUUAAAGUGCACUAAGAAUGAGCAUCUACACAUGCGUGCCCUUAAUGCACCUUUAAAAUGGCGAUUUUAGGCUAUUUGUGCCUAAAUGUAAUACCAGGUAUCAAAUUUAGGUGUGAACAGCUAAAGCGCAUUAACGCAUGUGUAGAUGUGUUAAGAUGUGUUAACGCUAUGUAUGGAUUGACUUGGAACUAACUUUAGUCCCAUGUCAGUCCACACGCACGGCAUUAAUGCACUUUAAUGCAUGCAUGUGUAGACUUGAAAAUAAAUUGCCUUAAUGAGCGUUAAGCUAAUGCCCAUUACAUUUAGGUGCACCUAACUGCACGUGUAGACACACCCCAAGUUUCUUGUUGCACAGACCUAGGCAGUGAGUAAGUCUUCCUGGCUUUUGUCAACUUAUGAUGGGACAUUUUAAAAUGGAACUUUUUAUUACUUGAUUUGUAGCAUAGGGUUCUAGAAAUUUCUAAAACAUGUUGGCUCCUGUACACGGCUCCAACAUGCUGGAAAUCCAGCGCAUUGGAGUGGACUUGAUUAAUUGAGUCUGCUGGAGCAUGGAAAUAAAACGUGCUCCAGCAGUCUCUGACGUCACAUGUAUCAGCGUCCCCCAUGCCAAAAAAUGGUAGCAGGGCACUUUGAACUAAAGUUUGUUGGAUGAGCUUUAGUUCGAAGUGCCCUACCGCCAUUUGUCAGCACAGGGGAUGCUGAUACAAGUGGCGCUUGGGUGCUUUUAAUUAAAAGUCCUCACUAAUUAAAGCAUCCUCUUCCUACCCCGCAUGCCUCCCAGAGCACAUGUAAAAAUGCCUUGUGUGCCUGAUGGACCAAACUGCCCAUAAAUUAAAAGGAGAAUAACUUGGGUUAUAUUGUAUCAUAACAAAAUCAGGAUAUUAAGAUUGUGUGGCUCAAGAAAAGCUAGCCAUUGGAUAAGAUCAUGAUCCAUAUUCUGUCAUGAAACUUUAAAUGAACCUCUCACUGAGUUCACAGUUGCAUAAGGGGCCAAAUAAAUUGCUGGCAUAAAAUUUAGUAGGCCAGUAAUUUAGCUUUACAUCUCUGUAUAUUGAAGCAGAGUUUGGCCAAUGUAUCCAAGUAUCCCAAGAUAUAGGAAGGUUCAAACUCUACUCUGGAUUUCAAAUCCCCAGCUUCAGGAGUAUUUGGACAGGGUUCUGUUCAGACCUACAACUAAUGCCAACCAAAGUUAGUAUAUACACUCAAAAGCCAUGGCAAAGCAUAAUGUAGGUCCUGCUCCAAAGCGCUCUGAAAUCAAAGGGAGAUUUUAAAUUGAACUUUAACAUUUGGCUUUGACUUAGCUUUGUUCUUAAACUAAAAACCAUAACACUAAAAUAACCAAAUAUAUAGUUACCUACAGGCUUAUAAAAUUUCAGCCAAAAACAUUAAGCCACUAUAGUACUGGAAAAAAAAUCAGAAGUUAAUAUUUCUGUAAUCACAAGGUUAUGCACUGUGAUGAUAAAGUUGGCCCGAAACCUACUUGCAAAGUUUUCGACUAGCAUAUGUUUAUGGAUGACUUAUAAAUCCCUAGUAUGAAGCUAUAAUAGAACUACUGAAGUUUCUUAACUCUAGUGAAGUGGAUAGCACAGCUAGAAUAUAUAUUUAUGGAGCUGGUUGUAAAGUUCCUCUUGCACUGAAGCAUGUAAUAUUCAUAGCACAAGAAAUGGAAGAAAGUAGAUAACUGGAACACAUUUAUUCACUAAGGAGUAGAACCUAUUCCCCCUAUUGAACACCUAAGCAGUAUGUAGGCAAGACAUCUAAGUGGGAUCCUAUUCCACCGUGUUCAAGUCCCUAAAAAUAAUUAAGCCAAUGUGGAUGGGUCCUUCCUCUUCCUCCUAACCACUUUUGAUAAAAUGUGGCUUACCUUCAUCUGAGCAUUUAGACUAUGCUACACAAGUACAUAUGUUUAAUACUGAGACUUAGAUGCACCAUAGGUGGAACAGAAUUGACCCCAAGUCACCACCAACUUAGGGCAAAAUCCAUGGCAGCAAUAUAGAAGUGACAGUAGCAACUUCUUAUAUCAAGGUUCUGAACUGAUUUCACCUUGUGAAGUAAUUCAAGUAUAUGAUAUGUAGCUGUAAGGACAGGGGACACGUUCUGUAUGUAGCAAAUUACAAGGAGUCAGUUACAGCUCUGAGAAAUCUUGGUAAGGUAACACAAGACACUUGCCAGGAAUUGUAAACCACAAAGUAAGCCUUAGGAUCAUUCUCGUCUCUCUUCCUAUUUCUUGUCUCCUUGCUCUAGGUUUUUUUUUUCUAUUUUUUAGGCAAACCCCCUGGUUGAAGCUCACUGGUUAUAUUUGGUUCUUAGUCGAACUGCUGUAGGGCCAUGGUAACUCCAGCUCACAGCAACGUCAUUCAGCAGAAAGCACAAUUGACCCAGUUUUCAUUGUUAUGUAAAUCUGAUCCCUGCCAGGAAGAGAUUGUUACAAUGCAUCAAUUUUACUCCAGUGAAUCAGCAAUUUUUGAAUAAUCUCUACUUGAACUCUACCUGUCUCAAAUCAUGCAAGGUCUGUACUAGAAGGUACUGAAGUCCAUUCCUUAUUCAUUUCAAUGGGAAUUCAUGGCAAUUAGCACACCUUAGACUUGGGUCCAGUAUUUAUUUUUCAGUGUAGAACAGUAAUAUUUUCAGUGUUUUAUAUUUAACUAAAAAACUUUAAUUUAAAAGACAAUGCGCAAAGAACUCAGCUAUUGGGUUUUUGGUGAAGUAGUACUGUCAACUGUUUUUCUUCCCCAUGCAUAUUAGCUCCUAGCAAUCCAGAAUAAGAAGUUGUUUUUGGUAGCUGUAAAUAAUGUUAAAUUCUGUGUUCCCUGAAAAACCAAAGAUGGGUCACAUAACAGGGCCAGGGGUAGUUACAGUCCUUUCACUCAUCAGGGAAGUGAUAGUAAUAAUUCUCCAGGAAGGGCAUUGGCCAGAGUUUUAGAGAGAAUUUAGAUGUCCAGCUUGAAACAUUUUAAAAGCCCGAUUUUUCAGGGAGGUAGAUGGUCAGUACUUCCUGAAAAUCAUGGUCCUUUAAUGCUAUACACUCAAAUUCCUGCAUUCCCUAUUGCAAAAUUAUGUCCCUAACUAGAGCAGAAUGGGCCCACUUCUGUUUCUAAGUCAGAAUUUGUUUUUAACUAUUUUCAAAUGCUAUUUAGAAUUUGUUUUGCCAUUUUGUGACUUUUAUUUGUUUUUAAGCUGUGGGUAUAUGUGGUUUAUCUGUUACAAAAACUCACCAUGAUUAUCUGAAUAAACAGCAAAUGACAAAGUAGUGGGUUAACUUAGUUAAACCCUGCCUCUGUAAGCUGCUAAUAUCUGCAGGUAAUAAUAUAAAUAAAACCCAACUAGUUUAAUGUUUUUGUGCUUGUGAAGAUGUUCAAGAACCAAAAUGACAACAUACUUGAUGUGUGUUCAUUUAGUAUCUUAUGCAUGCAUGACCAGUUUAGCUUCUUUCCCACAGCCAUGGAAAAGAUCUUGUAAGGUCUAAUUAGCAGGUGUGAUAAAAGUGUGUAAUACAAACCGAAGAAUCAAUAAAUAAAACAAAAUGGA
Messenger RNA from Alligator mississippiensis (American alligator), 7175 nucleotides. RefSeq names its product neutral cholesterol ester hydrolase 1 (gene NCEH1). Lineage: Eukaryota; Metazoa; Chordata; Crocodylia; Alligatoridae. The record is from RefSeq and is a predicted model, not a curated record. Bases 1 to 1482 code for a protein of 493 amino acids. Gene Ontology annotation, molecular function: hydrolase activity. The transcript has 5 exons.